Symbiodinium natans is the source of this 861-nucleotide messenger RNA. NCBI's taxonomy places the organism in Eukaryota, Dinophyceae, Suessiales, Symbiodiniaceae. The record is from the annotation of a GenBank genome assembly.
AUGCCGCCCAAAGCUGCUGAUGUCGCCAUCCCAGAUGGCGCCGGAGCGCGCCUUGCCAUGUUCUCGGCGCGCUUCGACGGGGGCAAGGUGGAGCAGCUUAUUCGGCAGGUACACAGCAUCCUCCUCGCGCACAACUACGAGGUGCUCAUGGUGAAGGCCGGAGCCGGCGACGACUUCGGCAAGGACACCAUGACGUACUUGGGGAAGCUCUUGGUGCAGAAGGGGAUCCUCCUUGCUGUCUGCACUGAGAACUAUGCCGAGGUGACCAGCUCGAAAUACUCUUCCUUUGAAGAGCUAAAGCUGGCAUAUGAUCGGAACCUCGACGUGAUUCCGCUGAAGGUGACGCAGGCCUACCCCCCCCGCCCCCCCCACGGCCCUCAGCACCCCUUCGACAAGGAAGGGCAGGCAAUCGGCCUUCUGGCCAUGGCCAUGCCUACCAGCAAGGUAUAUCUAGAUUGCCUCACGAAGACGGGGGACUUGCUGUCCCCUCACGACAUCGCUGCCCGUAUCGCCGAGAAGCUCCGGGAGGGCACCGCCAAGGCCGAGGGCUCAGCUCCCGCCAGCCUGGAGCGCAAGUCGUCGGGCCAUGGCGGGCCAAUGCAGGAGGCACAGGCUCAGGCCAAAGACGAUGCACAGGCGUCGGCACUGGCAGCGAGCGCCUCGGAGCCAAAGCUGUCGGCCGGGGGUGGCGACGGCGCUGCGCUGCAGAAGGCCCGGGCCAAAGUGGAGGAGGCUGCUUUGGGCUCCAGCAGCUCGGCGGCCACCUUGGCCGGGCCGGCGGGCAGCGCGCUGCGCCCGGGGAAAGCCAAGCCCAAGGCACUUGGCGCCGUCGGCGUUGAAGCAAAGACGGGUCUCGCCUGA